UUCAGGGGGUACAUAUUUGUCAUUCACUUGUGUUAAUGUUAAAUUAAUGAGUCAGUGUGGCUCUUAAACAUUAUUUCUUACACCUAGUUUGAAGCAAAAUACACCAGUGAUGCAAUAAAUUUAAAAUAUAACAUCACACAGUAGGAGGAACUAACAAGAAGGCAGGGUUGAAGUGCUGUAUUUGCAUGUUGCAUACAUUCAUAGAAAGAACCAGACUUGACAGUAGCUCAUAUGUUUGAAGUCUACUCACUCACAGGCAUGGCUGCUCAUCUCAUCAUUCUUCUUCUCUUCAGUGUGCUCAAAGGAGUUCACAGCAUAACUACAGUCAGUAAAGUAUCAGUGAAAGCUGGAAAAUCUAUCUCCAUCCCAUGUCUCUAUGAGUCUCAAUACAAAAACCAUGUGAAGUACUUGUGUGAAGGAUAUUAUUGGACGUCCUGCAGAUAUGCAGUAAAAACAAACAAACCAGACCCUUCAGGAAAAUAUUUAAUCUCUGAUGACAAAAAACAGAACAUUUUUACUGUGACUAUAAACCAGCUGACAAAUGAAAACACUGAUUACUGGUGUGUGGUGGAGAUUAAUAAGGGAGAGGAUUAUCCACAGUAUUUUCACCUGUCAGUUACCAGAGGCACCCCCAGUCUCUAUGUGGAUCAUCAGAGGAUUACAGGAUAUAUUGGAGAAAGCAUAACUAUUAGAUGUAACCACAGUAACUCUGGAGAAAUGAAGUGGUGCAGGCUGGGCAGGAACUGUGUGACAGGAUCAUCUGGAUCCACAGAUGGAACAACAGUGACCGCUCACAUGAGCGACCCAAAUGUUUUCACAGUGACCAUGAGUGGACUAAGGUCAAAGGACAGUGGCUGGUAUUGGUGUGCUAAAGCGGACAUUCAGAUACCAGUAUAUUUAACUGUUACUGAGAACACUACCACUACCCCUACUACUGCUACUACUACUAGUACUACUAUCUCUACUACUAUUCAUACUGUUGCUGAAAAUGGAACAAUGGAACAAGGGAAAACUUCUACAAUAGGAGAAAAUAAACACAGAGCUUCAUUUGACCCAAGGAUCCUCGUCAUCCCUCUGAGUGUGUUGAUCUGGAUUGUAAUUGUGGUGUUGUUGAUCUGGUUUAUACUGAGACACAAGCAGAGUAAAGCAGACUCAUCAGUCACGCCAACGGCUGAAGAGGAAAUAAUAUACUGUGAUGUUAGACCCAAGAAAAGAAGUUUAGCCAAGGUGGACAAGGAAGUGACAUACUCUGAAGUUAGACUCUACGAAAAAGGGAAGUUCAUUUAA
Oreochromis niloticus (Nile tilapia) is the source of this 1287-nucleotide messenger RNA. Its product is annotated as polymeric immunoglobulin receptor-like. The transcript has 9 exons. The record is from RefSeq and is a predicted model, not a curated record. Gene Ontology annotation, molecular function: transmembrane signaling receptor activity. Gene Ontology annotation, cellular component: plasma membrane. Lineage: Eukaryota; Metazoa; Chordata; Actinopteri; Cichliformes; Cichlidae. The coding region runs from base 232 to 1287 and encodes 351 amino acids.